AUGAGAAAAGUAUUCGUCCUUUUUAUUUUAUCAUUCGUCGAUUCAACAAUAUAUGUUUACAAUACCAUCGAUAGUCCUUCGGUAGAGUUUUAUGAUUGUAUUUUCCAUAAAAGUUUACCAUUUUGUCGUCGGCCGAUAGAACCCAUUGUUCUGAAUAGGAGUAACGACUUAGGGUAUUGCCAUAACAAUGGAGUGCCGUAUCUAUUAGCUGAUCUUCGAAGAAUGAAUAUAAGUGUUGGUACUGUUUUGCACCAAUGGAGAUCAAGUAUUGAAAAAGUUGAAGACUAUAUUCGGUAUCUAACGAAUCCAAUCGAGCAAAUGAACGGACAUAUAUGUAAAUGUGUUAAUUCACAAUCAUUUGGUGUAACGUGUGAAUAUUUAUUACCAAUAGGAAGAACACUGACAGAUACCUUCUAUGCUGAGAAUAAUCUGCGAAUGGCUAAUUCUCAUUAUGUUCAAUUGUAUGGGGAUAUAAUCUGCUACGAAACCUUACAGUGUAACUUCGGUUUGUUGUGCCUAGAUUGGAGAGAUAUCUGUGAUGGCGUUCAACAGUGUAUGUUCGGAUUUGAUGAAGAAAAUUGUCAUCAUUUAGAAUCGAAGGAAUGUGAAGAAGAUGAAUAUCGGUGUACGAAUGGAAUGUGUAUUCCUGACACAUAUUUCCUCGAUGGAGAUUUUGAUUGCUUGGAUUGGAGUGAUGAAAUGCAGUUUUAUGAUGAUAUUAGAUGCUCAUCAGAUGGAGUCUAUACUCCGUGCGAUGAUCGAAUUUGUCCGCCGACUCAAUAUUCGUGCGGUGAUGGACAAUGCAUUAUCGAUCGAUUCGAUUUUCAGACCAUGACACGAUUCAAAUCGGAAUGUCGAAGUAAGCGUGAACAAGCCUUCAUUUGUGAAACACAUUAUAUCAACGAUAUGUGGACAUUACCGAACGGACGAUGCUAUGAAAAGUAUGACUAUAAUGGGACAAAAAUGAGUAAUUUAACAAUCGAAGAUCAAUGUCGAUUUAUUCUUCUUUGCGAUUUAUCCGGAGCCGUACAUGUUGAUUGUCCAUGUGGAGAAGAGAAUACUUUUUGUACCGAAGAAUUACAUUCGGCGUGCCACUCGAACUCGAUUCAAUUUUCUAAAAAAGGAAUUAUGGCUCCAUAUGUUUUCUUUUUCUAUCCGAAAUACUAUAAACUGCGACCAGACUUUCUUCUUGUUAAUGGAACAAUCAAAUGUCACGGGAUAUCCACUGAUAUUAUUGCGAUGAAUCUUUCAUUUCUAACCAAACUUCACGAAAUCGAACAUUUCGUUUGUCAGCAGGCGUUAAAUACAUCUUCAACGGUCAAUCAACACACAACAAAUACAUCAUGCUCUCGAUAUCAUUUUCGUUGUUCGCUAGAUGAACCAACUUGUUUAAGUAUUACUGCUCUUGGUAAUUCACACUCUGAUUGUAGAAACGCAUUCGAUGAAUAUUGGUUAGGCACAAGUCAAAAAUUAUCCGAUAUGAGUUGUAACUUUAAGAAAAAAGAUCAAUGUUAUCUUCUCCGACAAUAUAUUGAGCAAUCCUGGUUGUCGAAUAGAAGCACUGAUGCUUCUGGAGAAACCUAUAUACCGUUUCGAUAUUAUUGCAACACGUUUUGGAAUUUACCUUCAAAACACGAUGAAAAUACAACAGAAUGUAAGCAAUGGUGGAAAUGUUCGGACGAUCAAUGGCAAUGUCGUAGUGGACAAUGUAUUGAUCGGAAAUGGGUAUCGGACUAUCAAUGGGAUUGCGAGGACGCCUCAGAUGAACCAAACUCAUUCAAUCAAUCAGUCCCAUUUUCUACAAUUUGUAAUAAAACAACCGAGUUUGCUUGUUUUACACAUCAAAAAACGAUUUCAUGUAUUACAUGGCAGCAAAUCGGAAACAGAAUUAUUGAUUGUUACGGAGGAAUAGACGAGAGAAAUACUAUUUUACACUGUAAUCAACAAACUAUGCUUGGAUAUAAUUACAAAUGUUCAUCCAACGAACAAUGUAUUCCUUAUUGGAACCAUUGUGUUGGAGAACGGUGUCACAAUCAAUCUGAUGACGACCUUUGGUGUAAUUAUCGAAUUAAUGUUUCAUUUUGUAAUCGAGUUUACGAUGCAGUUUGUUUUAACGGAAGUUGUGUCAGAAGUGGCCGAUGCGAUCAAAAGUUUGAUUGUUCCAUGGGUGAAGAUGAAUAUAUGUGCGAAUAUCAACAUAUUUCUCAAUUAACCAGAUUUCAAUAUCGUGAAGAGAAAGAGAUCAUUGUAAAAAAUUCCCAUCAGAAAAUUCAAUUAAUUCAAUUUCCAAUCGAUUCGAACAUCACAUUAUCGUUACCUUCGACGAAUCCGUCAGUGAAAUCAUCGAUAGUCUCGUUAGAUCCUACAGAUCCGGUUGCCUAUUGGUGUAAUCGAGGUAUCGGUGUUUAUCUCUACAAUAAGUCCAUCGUUUGCUUUUGCCCUCCACAGUAUCAUGGCGAUAAAUGUCAAUAUCACAGUGAUCGGAUAAGUUUACUUUUUCAUCUUGAUCUUUCUGAAUCAACAUAUUCGACGACGAAAAAUAUCGACAUUGUCUUCAAGAUCGUGAUUUUGUUCAUGUUUGAGAAUGAAGUUCUGACCAAUUAUUUCUUUCAUGCGCGAGCUGUAUCAGAAUUAGCGACUUACACGAAAAAGUUCGCUCAUUACGUCUACUCUCGUUCCAAACGAUUUCUUCGACAUAAACUAGAACGAUAUUUGAACUAUUCAAAUGAUCAUCUUUACUCAAUUCAAAUUGAAAUGUAUGAAAAAGUCGAUUUCGAUCGACCGAAACUCUUCGCUGUAUGGAAAUACCCGAUUGACUUUGAUUAUCUACCUGUCUUACGUCUAGCUAAAAUUCUACGAUUUGUCAAACAAGAUGAUCCAUGUGCAAGUAACCCUUGUAAUACAAAUCAAGAUUGUCAAGCCAUUCUCAACGAAAAAUCACAAUACAUUUGUCUUUGUAAGGCAAAUUUUACCGGCAAAAAUUGUUCAUUGAAAGAUGAACGAUGCGCAAAUGGCUAUUGCUCGUACGGAUCUUUGUGUAAACCCGGAUAUCGAGGUUUAAUACAUGGAAAUCAUCUACCUUAUUGCAUAUGUUCGUUUAAUCGAUACGGUGAACAAUGCUCUAUCGAACAUGAUCGAUGCCAAUCAAAUCCUUGUCGAAACAAUGGUUCCUGUUUUUCGACGUCGAAACCUGAAGCGAGUUCUUGUAUAUGUACGGAUGGUUAUCAUGGUGACAAAUGUGAAUUUAGAAAACCGGAAAUUAAAUUAUUCAUCAAUGAGACAGUGAAAUAUUUAGCAGCUGUUGUACAAUAUUUCGAUAUUGAUUUUGUUUCCUUAAGUUUACACCUUGUUCAUCAAAAAGUUCAUCGAGUUCUUCCGAAUUUCAUUGAAUAUCGACAUCAAUAUGGAACUAUCCCUGAAAUUGUUGUGGUUAAACUAUAUUCUAACGAGAGUUCUCCAAACAUCUAUGUAAUUUCGGUUCAAAUUGAUAUUCAAUCAAUUCACGGAAUAACGCAAUUAAAUACGCGAACCCAAUGUAUGUCAAUUCGGCAAAAACAAAUCUCUCCUAUAAAAUAUCAUUUUCUCUGUGAAAAUUCUACGAAUUUAUUCUGUUUUUACGAUGAACAUUACCUAUGCAUUUGCAAUGAAAAUCAUACGCGAGUUCAAUGUUUUCAAUACGAUUUUCAUCUCGAUCGAUGCUCUUCUUGUUUAUCCAAUGGAAUUUGUUUAAAAGGCGAACAAUUUCUCUGUUUAUGUCCGAAAUGCUAUUCCGGAAGAAAAUGUCAGUUCAACUCCAAUUCGUUUAUAUUCACGCUGGAUCAACUCUUCUAUACUGAUUUGAACUCGGCCAAUCAAAAGUUUACCUUUCGCUUUCUCAUCGUUAUUUCGGUGUUUUUGUUUCUGUUAGGAAUACCAAACAAUCUGUUUUCUCUCGUCACUUUCCGUCGACAAAAUUCGCUUCGACAUGGCAUCGGACAGUAUUUAUUUUACAUGAGUAUUACCAAUCAAGUGAAUCUAACGUUCCUCGCUGCCCGGCUAUUACAUUUAUCAAUCAACAUGACCGGUUCUUAUUCGUCAAUUGAACUCAAUGAUUAUCUAUGUAAAAUAUUCAACUAUUUUCUCGUUACGUCAAGUCGAUUUGUCUAUUGGCUUUCGUCAUUGAUUGCAAUUGAACGGGUUUAUACGACACUUUUUCUUAGAAGGCAAUGGCUUCGAAAACCGCACAUUGCGCGUCGUGUAAUGUUCAUUACAGCGAUCGGUAUUUUAGGUACUAAUAUUCAUGAACUGAUUUUUGUCAAAUCACUUGUAGAAAUUACGAAUACGAACGAUGCAAUGUGUGUGAUGGAAUUUCCCAAUCGUCAUCGAAGAAUCUGGAAUUUUUAUCAUUCGUUUGUGUCGAUUAUCAAUUCGAUUUUGCCAUUAAUGAUCAAUUUCUGUUCAACGAUUAUGAUUAGUUUUAUAGUCGCAAGAAAUAAGAUCAAUGCUCGAAAGAUUCUCACGAAAUCUCAUCAAUCAAUUUUGAUCAAAUUUCAAAUACGUUCUCACUUUAUUUUACAAAUUUUAAAUGAAAAUAAGGAACUAGUCAUUGGUCCUGGAAUAACUUUAGUUCCACAGUUAUUUUCAUUACCACUCUUUAUCAUUUCAUUUACAUUGUAUUGCCAAAAUUUGGAAAGCAAUUUGAUAAGAUAUGUUCUAAUCGUAUCUUACUUCGUUUCAUUUCUUCCUCAAUUGACCAGCUUUAUGCUUUAUAUUCUACCUUCGUCAUUUUAUUCAAGAGAAUGGUAUGCGACGACGAUUGGACGGAUGAUAUCGGAUUACCUAGGAUUAAAACCGUCAACUGCAACGGACCGAAAUCCAUGUGAUGAAAGUAAGAACACUGAUGCUGUUCAAAGACAUCCUAUAUAA
This is a messenger RNA of Adineta ricciae, 4905 nucleotides long. The record is from the annotation of a GenBank genome assembly. NCBI's taxonomy places the organism in Eukaryota, Metazoa, Rotifera, Eurotatoria, Adinetida, Adinetidae.